Argentina anserina (silverweed cinquefoil) is the source of this 2781-nucleotide messenger RNA. Its product is annotated as protein STRUBBELIG-RECEPTOR FAMILY 3-like. Gene Ontology annotation, biological process: protein phosphorylation. NCBI's taxonomy places the organism in Eukaryota, Viridiplantae, Streptophyta, Magnoliopsida, Rosales, Rosaceae. The coding region runs from base 276 to 2513 and encodes 745 amino acids. The transcript is spliced from 16 exons. The record is from RefSeq and is a predicted model, not a curated record. Gene Ontology annotation, molecular function: ATP binding; protein kinase activity; protein binding.
GACAGUUUCAGUCCAAGUUUGUUCUUCACCUUCUGCUUCUUUUUCUUUCUCUGUCAAAACUCAAAACCCCCCAAAAACCCCAAUUAAAGAUUUGAUUUUUCUUCGCAGUUCAGUCUCAGAAUUUCAACUCUCGAUCAAACCCAGUUCUCCUCUCACCUUGAAGCUUCUUUUGAGCUCUGAACUUUCGGGUUUGGUGUGGAAAUUUGGGUGCUUGGAGCUUUUUCUUUCAAGGGUUUUACUGUAGAAACGUUGGGUUCUUGAAGCAGAGUACUACAAUGGGGUUUAAGAGGUGGGGGAUAUGCAUGGAGGUCUUGUUUGGGUUGGUGCUAAUUCAGAGUAUGGAAUCUUCUGUUGUUGCUUUGACUGACCCAAUAGACGUUGCUGCAAUCAAUAGCCUGUAUGUUAAUCUUGGGUACCCACCUCUGCAAGGGUGGCUUCUUGUUGGAGGAGACCCAUGUGGGGAGAAUUGGCAAGGUGUUAGUUGUGUCUUCGCGAAUGUAACAGCACUAAAGCUUAGUAGUGCCAACUUGGGAGGACAACUGGGUGAUAGCCUGCAAGCCUUUGGGUCAAUAAUAGAAAUAGAUUUGAGUAAUAAUCAUAUUGGAGGGAAUAUUCCAACACUUUUGCCUCCGACUGUCAGAAAUGUUUCGCUAUCUAGUAAUCAGCUUACUGGAAGCAUCCCAGGUGGUUUGGCAUUGUUAUCUCAGUUGAUGGAAUUGUCAUUAGAUAAUAACCAUAUCAGUGGAGAUAUACCAGAUGUCUUUCAACUGCUUAGUAGUUUGACGAGAUUGGAUCUGUCCAGUAAUAAUUUAACUGGUCCACUAGGUCCGUCGUUGGGGAGUUUGUCAUCUCUCACCACAUUGUAUCUGCAGAACAAUCACCUGACUGGAACUCUAGAUGUGUUGCAGGAUCUUCCGCUACAGGAUUUGAAUAUUGAGAAUAAUCUAUUCUCUGGGCCAAUACCUGCAAAAUUGCUGACUAUUCCAGAUUUCAGAAAAGAGGGAAAUCCUUUCAACACCACUAUUCUUCCAUCACCUCCAGCACCAGCACCAGUAGCUUCAUUGAUAGCUAGUCCACCUUCUUCUGGAACAGGAGUAGAGAAUCCUGCUAAUGGGCCCUCUUCUCUACCAAAACUCGUACCUCCUAGAACUGGAAAAUCCUUAAUAACUAAGCCACUCACUUGGGUUGCAAUUGGAGGGGUUUCAUUAGUUCUGUUAUUGAUUCUGUGUGCACUUGUAAGAUGUUUCAAAGCAAGAAGUGUCAACAAGAAAGCAAAGAGGCAUGACAGUAGUGUAUAUAAGCUUCCUACAGAUGAUACCAAAUACACGCAGUCUUCACUUGAAGAAGGUCUUCAAAUGGAGAAAGUUCCCAAAGAGGCGAUUUUGAAACCACUGGAUGGAUAUGGAGCACAGAGCAUCAGAAUGGGUAUGAUGGCAAAACCACAAAAAGAGAAAAAGACUGAUGUGAGAAGUACUGAAAGUUCAACGCAUAGGAGGGAUCAUGAAAUUGACAUGACAGACACGGAUGAAGUAGUUUUGCCGCCGCCACCUCCUCCAUUUUUCCUUGGCAAGAAGAAUACUGUAAAUCCUGUUGGUCCAGCUACCACAAGCAAGCUGAAGUGUCCAAACCCUAGCUCUAUGAAAUUCUUCACUAUCGCGCACCUUCAGCAGUAUACCAGUAGCUUUUCAGAAGAUAAUUUUGUUGGAGCAGGCAUGCUUGGCAGUGUAUAUAGGGCUAAGCUUCCUGAUCAAAAGCUCUUGGCAGUCAAGAAACUGGACAGUACAGCUUGCAGGCAGCAGAGUGAUGAGGAAUUUCUUGAAUUGGUGUCUAAUAUCUCUGACAUUAGACAUGCUAAUAUUGUGGAACUAGUGGGUUACUGUGCAGAGCAUGAGCAACGACUGCUUGUGUAUAAGUAUUGCAGAAAUGGGACUCUCCAUGACGCACUGCAUACUGAUGAUGAAAUUCAUAAAAAGCUCUCAUGGAGUGUGCGGAUCCGUGUAGCACUUGGAGCAGCAAGGGCUCUUGAGUAUUUGCAUGAGGUCUGUCAACCGCCAAUGGUGCAUCACAAUUUCAAAUGUGCCAAUCUUCUUCUUGAUGAAAAUCUCAACGUACAUGUCUCAGACUGUGGUUUGGCUCCUUUGAUAACGUCUCCCUCUUUGGCUGGCCACCUUCUCACUGCCUAUGGUUCUUCAGCACCAGAAUUUGAAUCAGGGUGCUAUACUCGCCAAAGUGAUGUCUAUAGCUUUGGAGUUGUGAUGUUAGAGCUCCUUACAGGACGCAAAGCCUAUGACAGGUCACGGCCUCGUGGUGAACAAUAUUUGGUCAGAUGGGCAGUUCCCAAGCUUCAUGACAUCGAUGCGUUGUCAAGGAUGGUUGAUCCCUCUUUAAAUGGAGCAUAUGCAAUGAAGUCUUUGUCACGUUUGGCGGAUAUUAUUUCUUCUUGCAUACAUCGAGACCCAGAAUUCCGACCACCUAUAUCUGAAAUCGUUCAAGAACUCUUGCAAAUGACUUAGUCCCCUCUCCAGCAAUCAAUUAAACGAGGAAUCAAGCUCAGAAAUCAACUUUACUAACAGAGGUGGUGAGCCUGCACAAGUUGCAAGCCAGCGUAUUUUCAGGGUGAAACGAUUUCAAUCUGUGCUUGUGUGAAUAUCGAGUGAUCAAUAUAACCAUUGUAUAGCAGAACCGUAGUUCUGUUUCCAAUUUACAUCAUGUAUGUUCUGCUAGUAUUACUGAUUGGGGUAGUUGAACCAUUUGUCGAUUUCUUUUACUGCGUUGAUCAUC